Molecule: messenger RNA, 1757 nt
Organism: Loxodonta africana (African savanna elephant)
Lineage: Eukaryota; Metazoa; Chordata; Mammalia; Proboscidea; Elephantidae
Gene: SERPINE1
Product: serpin family E member 1
Exons: 9
Coding region: 177-1379 (400 amino acids)
Biological process (GO): negative regulation of vascular wound healing; negative regulation of plasminogen activation
Molecular function (GO): serine-type endopeptidase inhibitor activity
Source: RefSeq, a predicted model, not a curated record
GCACAGCCCAAGGAGGAGCUGCGUCUGGCUCAGGAACCAGAGGCUGUUAGGGGAGCUACGCCCCACUCCAGCAGCUGGCACUCAGUCCAGACCAGGAGCGUCACAACUCUACAGCAACCACAGCACAACAGGAGCAGGACAAACCGACAGUCACAAGGCACUUUGAGAACUUCAGGAUGCAGAGGUCUCCAGCCAUUGUCUGCCUCGCCUUGGGCCUGGCCCUCAUCUUUGGAGAAGGGUCCCCUUCGCCUGAGUCCCAGGUAGCCCAUCUGGCCACAAACUUUGGUGUGAAGGUGUUUCAGCAAGUGGUACAGGCCUCUAAGGACCGCAAUGUGAUUUUCUCACCCUAUGGGGUAUCGUCAGUACUGGCCAUGCUGCAGCUGACAACAGGAGGGAACACCCAGCAACAACUCCACACAGCAAUGCAAUUCAAGAUUGACGAGAAAGGCAUGGCUCCUGCCCUCCGUCAGCUGUACAAGGAGAUCAUGGGGCCAUGGAACAAGGACGAGAUCAGCACAGCUGAUGCCAUCUUUGUCCAGCGGGACCUGAAGCUGGUCCAGGGCUUCAUGCCCCACUUCUUCAGGCUGUUCCGAAGCACAGUCAAGCAGGUGAACUUUACAGAGGUGGAAAAAGCGAGGUUCAUCAUCAAUGACUGGGUGAAGACUCACACAAGAGGCAUGAUCAGCAACUUACUUGGCAAAGGGGCUGUGGACCAGCUGACGCGCCUGGUACUGGUGAAUGCCCUCUACUUUAAUGGCCAGUGGAAGAUGCCCUUCCCAGCCUCAGGUACCCACCACCGCCUCUUCCACAAGUCCGAUGGCAGCACCGUCUCUGUGUCCAUGAUGGCUCAGACCAACAAGUUCAACUACAGUGAGUUUUCCACCCCUGAUGGUCAUGACUACGACGUCCUGGAAUUGCCCUACCAUGGAAACACUAUCAGCAUGUUCAUUGCUGCUCCCUAUGAAAAAGAGGUGCCUCUCUCUGCCCUCACCAACAUCCUGGAUGCCCAGCUUAUCAGCCAGUGGAAAGGAAAUAUGACCAGACUGCUCCGCCUCCUGAUUCUACCCAAAUUCUCCCUGGAGAGUGAAGUGGACCUCAGGAGGCCCUUGGAGAACUUGGGGAUGACCGAUAUCUUCAGGCCAGACCAGGCAGACUUCACAAAUCUUUCAGAUCAAGAGCAUCUCUACGUGUCGCAGGCACUGCAGAAAGUCAAGAUUGAGGUGAAUGAGAGUGGCACGGUGGCAUCCUCAUCCACAGCUGUUGUGGCCUCGGCCCGAAUGGUCCCCGAAGAGAUCAUCAUGGACAGACCCUUCCUCUUUGUGGUUCGGCAUAACCCCACAGGAACAGUCUUAUUCAUGGGUCAAGUGAUGGAACCCUGACGGUGGAAAAAGAAGCCCUCAUCUAGGACACAACUGGAGACAUAUCAGAAAAGAAGAAAAAGGAAAAAAAAAAAAAAAGAAUUUUUGUUCUAAUUACUCUUUCUGGAGAAAGAAAAGACAUUUGCCUUAAAUUUUUUUUUUUUUUUUUUUAUAAAUCUUUCAAAUUUGCCUCCUAGACCUCAGCCUCUCCCAGUAGAGGCUCCUUCCCUAAGGGUGGGAAGAAGAACGUAGGGCAAAACUUCUAGUUGGAGACUCUGGAACUCUGAAGCAUAACUCCUUGGAGUUCUCCCAAACAGGCUCUAACACACAUAGGACCACGUGUGCAACUGCUUCUUUCCAUCUUCCUGCCCACUCAGGUCUUCAGACCUGGUUCACAGC